AUGGAUUCCAAACCGCUGUCCAAAGAUUCAAUGAAAUCCACUUGGCGAACUGCACCUCGCAGUGAGUGGAAUAUAAACCACUGGCUGUUAGAUCUGCUCAACGCCCAUCCUCAAGAGCUCAACGAGGAAGUGCCAGUGCACAGCAAAGACGAGAAAGUCCCUUUCAUGCCUCAGUGGUCCCUCCAACGCUGGGUGCUUUUCUACUCUGCCCUUCCACUGCUCCUCCACGAAACCUACAUGGCCUACACCGACCGUACCAUCGGCCCAAUCACCGCUUUCAAUUUCUACUUUUUCGCCUUCAAUGCUACAGUCAUCUAUCAGGUGCACAUCCUCCGUCGCCUAGGUCAUCAAUAUGGCUUCCUCGACGGCGACAAACAUGAACGUGAUGGCGUGCCUGAUGUAGGCGUGGCCAAAGUAGUGACCUCGCUAUACAAAACCACCGGAUCCCGCCUGAUCCUGUCAAUAUUCCUUUCCUACAACGCUAGCCAACGCCCCUCUGAGAUGUCGUGGGCGUGGCUUCCACUCGAAAUUGGUCUAUACGGCAUUGUCCUUGAUUUUUGGUUCUACUGGUAUCACCGCCUGAUGCAUGAUGUGAGCUUCCUCUGGAAGUUUCACCGCACCCACCACUUGACCAAACACCCUAAUCCUUUACUGGCUGCCUACGCGGACCAUGAGCAAGAAUUUUUCGAUAUGGUUGGGGUUCCGAUGAUGACCUACUUCAGUCUCAAACUAGUUGGUCUACCGAUGGGCUUCUAUGAAUGGUGGAUCUGCCAUGAAUACGUUGCAUUUGCCGAAGUCUUCGGGCACAGUGGGUUGCGUAUGCACCUCACGGUGCCAUCGACGCUGAGCUGGCUACUUCAAAUGUUCGAUUCAGAGAUUGUUAUUGAGGACCAUGAUCUGCAUCAUCGUAAGGGAUGGCGUAAGAGCCACAAUUACGGUAAGCAGACUAGGCUAUGGGAUCGCAUUUUUGGUACUUGCACCGAACGUAUUGAAUCUGCGGCCGAUAAUGUCGAUUAUGAGAACACGGCCAAGAUGCCUCUUUUCUGA
Penicillium nucicola is the source of this 1047-nucleotide messenger RNA. Its product is annotated as sterol desaturase family protein. Bases 1 to 1047 code for a protein of 348 amino acids. The transcript has a single exon. Gene Ontology annotation, molecular function: iron ion binding; C-4 methylsterol oxidase activity. Lineage: Eukaryota; Fungi; Ascomycota; Eurotiomycetes; Eurotiales; Aspergillaceae. The record is from RefSeq and is a predicted model, not a curated record. Gene Ontology annotation, biological process: ergosterol biosynthetic process.